Messenger RNA from Sarcophilus harrisii (Tasmanian devil), 652 nucleotides. It is a transcript of the gene PYY, whose product is annotated as peptide YY. NCBI's taxonomy places the organism in Eukaryota, Metazoa, Chordata, Mammalia, Dasyuromorphia, Dasyuridae. The record is from RefSeq and is a predicted model, not a curated record. Bases 143 to 457 code for a protein of 104 amino acids. The transcript is spliced from 4 exons. Gene Ontology annotation, biological process: feeding behavior; neuropeptide signaling pathway. Gene Ontology annotation, cellular component: extracellular region. Gene Ontology annotation, molecular function: neuropeptide hormone activity; neuropeptide Y receptor binding.
CUUCCCUCUUCUCUAGCAGUUAUAAACAAGCCCCAGGAGGAGAAAACCCAGGAAGGAGUCAGCUGGGCCCAGCAAAUAGCUUCAACCCCUACUCCUUCUUUGCUUUAUCUGCUUCUUUUUCCUAAGCUCCCAAAUUGAUACAAUGAUGACUAUUUGGAGACCAGGGGCGAUGUCAGCUGCUCAGCUACUGGCUCUGCUGGCCUGCCUAGGGGCUCUGGUGGAGAGCUACCCCAUCAAACCCAAGCCCCCAGGUCCAAAGGCCACCCCGGAGGAGAUAAAUCGCUACUAUGACUCACUUCGGAACUAUCUCAAUUUAAUCACCAGGCAGCGGUAUGGGAAGAGGGAUAGCAUGAAAGCAGAAGCUCAGCUAGCUGAGAGGCUCCGGACAGCAGAGGAAACCAGAACAGCAAGUCUGGAUGAGAAGAACUUUAUGUUUGAUGAUGGUUCCAAGUUUUGAUGGAUCUCAUUUGCUUACCAGAGAAGGUCCCACCUGGCCAGGAUUCCCUGCUCCAAUGAACCUGAUCCUCCCACUCUUGGGGGAGCACCCGAGGGCUUCUAGUUGAGUGAGCUCUAAGUCCUCCAUUUUUGCAUCUGCAGGAGGGCUAUCAGUGACUGUUUCCUGGUUCUUAAUAAAAAGCAAGUUUCAUGGAAA